AGUUUGGCCACUGCUCUACUUCCCGGCCCCGGUAUCCGGUGGGGGACCCAGAUGGGGCAAGAAAUGGCCCGAUGACUGGUCCCAGCGUCUCCGAAUCCAUGUCGGACCCGGAAACUGACGUUUUGCGAAGCACCUUUCCCUCUUACAUGGCGGAGGGCGAGCGGCUCUACCUCUGCGGGGAGUUCUCUAAAGCCGCCCAUAGCUUCAGCAACGCUCUUCACCUUCAGAAUGGAGAUAAGAAUUGCCUGGUUGCCCGUUCCAAGUGCUUCCUGAAGAUGGGAGAGUUGGAGAAAUCCCUGAAAGAUGCUGAGGCUUCACUCCAGGGUGACCCGACUUUCUGCAAGGGGAUUUUACAAAAGGCUGAGACCCUGUACACUAUGGGAGACUUUGAGUUUGCCUUGGUGUUCUACCAUCGAGGCUAUAAGCUGCGGCCUGAUCGGGAAUUCAAAGUUGGAAUUCAGAAAGCCCAGGAAGCCAUCAACAACUCAGUGGGAAGUCCUUCUUCGAUUAAGCUAGAGAACAAAGGGGACCUCUCCUUCCUAACCAAGCAGGCUGAGAGUAUGAAAGCCCAGCAGAAGCCUCAUCCUUUGAGACACCUCCUCCACCACCCCAAGAGAGAGUCCAAGCGGAAGGGCUCAUUCAAGAGUGAGAAGAUUGUCCGCCAGCUCCUGGGCGAGCUCUACGUGGACAAGGAGUACCUGGAGAAGCUCCUACUGGAUGAAGACCUGAUCAAAGGCACCAUCAAGCAUGGCCUGACUGUGGAGGACCUCAUCAUGACGGGCAUCAACUACCUGGACACCCGUAGUAACUUCUGGAGGCAGCAGAAGCCCAUCUAUGCCAGGGAGCGGGACCGGAAGCUGAUGCAGGGGAAAUGGCUGCGGGACCGCAAACGCCGUCCCUCUGAGACAGCCCACUACAUCCUCAAGAGCCUUGAGGACAUCGACAUGUUGCUGACCAGCGGCAGUGCUGAAGGAAGCCUUCAGAAAGCUGAGAAAGUGCUGAAGAAGGUGCUGGAGUGGAACAAAGAGGAGGUGCCCAACAAGGAUGAACUGGUUGGAAACCUGUACAGCUGCAUAGGGAAUGCCCAGAUUGAGCUGGGCCAGAUGGUGGCCGCCCUGCAGAACCACAGAAAGGACCUGGAGAUCGCCAAGGAAUAUGACCUUCCUGAUGCCAAGUCGAGAGCCCUUGACAACAUUGGUAGGGUUUUUGCCAGAGUUGGGAAAUUCCAGCAAGCCAUUGACACGUGGGAGGAGAAGAUCCCUCUGGCAAAAACCACCCUGGAGAAGACCUGGCUGUUCCAUGAGAUCGGCCGCUGCUACUUGGAGCUGGACCAGCCCUGGCAGGCCCAGAAUUAUGGCGAGAAGUCCCAGCAGUGCGCGGAGGAAGAAGGGGACAUAGAGUGGCAGCUGAAUGCCAGUGUUCUGGUGGCGCAGGCACAAGUGAAGCUGAGAGACUUCGAGGCGGCUGUGAACAACUUUGAGAAGGCCCUGGAGAGAGCGAAGAUUGUCCAUAACAACGAGGCGCAGCAGGCCAUCAUCAGCGCCUUGGACGAUGCCAACAAGGGCAUUGUCGAAGAGCUUAAGAAAACCAACUACAGGGACAUGCUCAAAGAUAAGAAAGAGAAAGAAGAGGCCGCUGAACUGGAUAACACAACAGUGAUGGCAAGGGAAAAGGAAACGAGAAGAGGGAGAGAUGAACCCGAGAAGGUGAUGAAACAGUGGGAAAGAGAGCACACUGACAGUGACAAAGAGACAGAAGAUGAGUUGUCUAAGGAAGCCCUGAGGAUCACAGCGAGUGGACAAGAAGAAAACGGGUGGAGAGGAGGAGAAAAAGCCAGCUCCUUACGGCAGAUGGAACUGGGAGUGAUGGGGAGAGAUUCAGAAGACGUUGCCAAGAGACUGUCCAGAGAACUAGGGCUAAGAAGAUCGGGAGAAGCAGGCAGGAAACUAUCAGAAUUGAGUAGAAGGGAAUCAAGAGAAAUUUACAGGAGGCCUUCAGAACUGGACCAAACACUCUCCGAAGAAUUAAGCAGAGGGGAAUCGGAGGGACUAGAGAAGAGACUUUCAGAAGCCGGCGAAAGAGAGUUGGAAGAACUGGGGAAAACAGAAUUGGGAACAGUCAGAGAAAUGAAAAAAUCAGGAAAUGGUGAAAAAAUGGAAAAAGAUGAUAAGGAAGAUGAAUGAAGCCAUUAUUAGUAGGCAUUAGGAUCAGGAGGCCGGUGUCUGCAGGCACCAUGGGGAUCCUAGUAUACUGGACUUUCAAGCUGAGAUUUGCCUUUAAUAGGAAAAAAUGUGGCCUGGGCCCCACAGGUCACCUCAGUCCCUUUCUGUUACUGUUCUCCCUUUAAAUAGAUACCUUUCACUCUUACAACACCUGACUCUGUCAUUUUGGCUUCUCACCCCUACCCAUUCCCAGAAGAGCUUUAGAGAAUGAAUGACCUGGCACGGGGCACCACUUCCAAGCAGAACUCUGACCUGACCUGACUAGUGAGAAACACAGAGACCCCCAAGAAGGCCUGAACCAGGGUGGGAUCAAGUGUGGAAUGUGGUCCUCUCCCCCAGGCCCAGUCUAAGGGCCUCAUGGAAGAAAUGAGAGAGGUGCUAAGAAAGGGUUUCAGGAUGGUGAAGAAACAGGUGGGCUCCCAGGAACUGGGAAAGCUUACAGCAGGGAGAAAGACAAAGGCCUGGAGGUAUGGCUGCCCAGCUUCUGGCCAUUGGUUCAUCUGGCUGAGGACCUACGGUCUGCAGGGCGCUGUGGGAGGCUUUAGGGAAGAGAGAGUGAUGGGACGGUCUCGGCCAUCACAGGGUGAGCGAGACCUAUUGUAAACCCCUAAGCCUUGAAAGCAGAAUGAAAUGAAUGCUGUACUGAUAGGGGCAUUGUGCUUCAGGAGCCAAGAGGAAGGAAGAAGUUUCCUGCCCGGGAACAGGGAGCAGCCUGGCAGUGGGAGCCACACCACCUCCCGGCAGUCCAGUCCAGUCAGUGAGGCUCCCCAUGCUUGUGUCCUCCUCUGGAGAAUGGGCGCCUGUCUCAGGGGCUGCCGUGAGGACGAAGAGUGCUCAGCACCGCACUCGGUCCACAGGAAGCUCUCAAAAAUCACCCGAGCUUCCAGUGGCUUCGCGGAGGAGGUUGCGGCUGAGUUAGGAUUUCACUACAUUAGUCAUCUGUCCCUUUGGCCAUUGCCAUCCUGGUUCCUUCUCCACAAUUCCCAGAAAAGUUGGGACUGAGGUUGACUUUGGGCUGGGACCUGGCCGGACUAAGGUGAGGCAAGUGAGGCAUUUCAGAUGUAACAUUUCAUGGGGCGCCAAAAACUCAGUAAGCAAGAUAAACAGUAUUUUAAUGCAAUAUUGUAAAAAAAGUUAAUGCAAAAACCCAUGAUGAAUAAAAUAUCAAAAUUUUAAAU
Molecule: messenger RNA, 3400 nt
Organism: Diceros bicornis minor
Lineage: Eukaryota; Metazoa; Chordata; Mammalia; Perissodactyla; Rhinocerotidae
Gene: ODAD4
Product: outer dynein arm docking complex subunit 4
Exons: 13
Coding region: 72-2183 (703 amino acids)
Cellular component (GO): cytoplasm
Molecular function (GO): protein binding
Source: RefSeq, a predicted model, not a curated record